UGCUUUUGACCCCCCCCCCCCCCUCCUUAUGUCCCUCCACUUCCACCCUCUCUCAGAUACUCCCAUGGCGUCACCUAAUUAGUACCCCAAAACAUAGUGAGAAUGAAAAAGGGAAUCUUUAAUUUCAUCACUUCAAAAUUCUCCCACACUUCCACUCUCUGAAUCCACAGCAAGUUCUUGAAAAUCCCAUUUGCUGAUUUUUGAUAUGUAGUGAGAAUGAGUGCUAAUAAUAGUACUACUAGUAGUGGCGGCGCUGCUGCAAAUGCAAAUGCAAAUGCCACAGCCACCAAAUUCAUCAAAUGUGUCACUGUUGGUGAUGGUGCAGUUGGGAAGACAUGCCUUCUCAUCUCCUACACCAGCAACACUUUCCCAACUGAUUAUGUGCCUACUGUGUUUGAUAAUUUCAGUGCCAAUGUGAGUGUUGAUGGGCAGACUGUGAAUCUUGGCUUGUGGGAUACUGCUGGCCAAGAAGACUACAACAGAUUGAGGCCUCUGAGUUACAGAGGGGCAGAUGUUUUCCUCCUGGCUUUCUCUCUCAUAAGUAGGCCAAGCUUUGAAAACAUUUCAAAGAAGUGGGUCCCGGAGUUGCGGCACUAUGCCCCCUCAGUACCCAUUGUUCUUGUGGGGACAAAGCUAGAUCUAAGAGAGGACAAACAGUUCAAAAAGGAUUAUCCGGGAGCAAGCACUAUUUCGACAGAACAGGGUGAAGAGCUCAGAAAGCAAAUUGGUGCGGUGGCCUAUAUCGAGUGCAGUGCCAAGACGCAGCAGAAUGUGAAGGGUGUGUUUGAUGCAGCGAUAAAAGUAGUUCUACGGCCGCCUAAACUCAAGAAACACAAGAGAAGGUAUACAUCGUGUCGCCUACUUUGACAACGGAGAAGCACUGCUGAAACUCAAAUUCAGAACCAUAUAUGUUCUACUGUUUUCUUCUUGCUAAUGCUUUCCAUCUCGUUUAUGCUUAUAUUCCCUCUACCUCCCUUGUGAUUACACAUGCUGGUAUUCAUUUCUCGUUCUAAGGAGCUUGUCUGGUUUUUAUUAUUACACCCCUUAUAUCUAUAUGUAUGCAUUAACUAUUAUGUGUAUAUCAUGUUACUAGUUUUUCUCAUCA
Messenger RNA from Salvia splendens (bonfire salvia), 1105 nucleotides. RefSeq names its product rac-like GTP-binding protein 5. Gene Ontology annotation, molecular function: GTPase activity; GTP binding. The record is from RefSeq and is a predicted model, not a curated record. Lineage: Eukaryota; Viridiplantae; Streptophyta; Magnoliopsida; Lamiales; Lamiaceae. Bases 217 to 867 code for a protein of 216 amino acids. Gene Ontology annotation, biological process: small GTPase-mediated signal transduction. The transcript is spliced from 7 exons.